UCAAUUAACCUGACGGCAUGUCUUUGGACUGUGGGAGGAAGCCGGAGAACCCGGAGGGAACCCACGCUGCCACGGGGAGAACAUGCAAACUCCACACAGAAGGACCGCCUCGACCGGGAAUUGAACCCACGGCCCUCUUUUUAUCGACGCCGGACAGUCACCGUUGACAUUGCCAGGAAGGCGGAGAGCAGCCCGCCGCUCCACCGGACCCGCCGCCGCUCCACCGGACCCGCCGCCGCGCCACCGGACACGCCGCCGCUCCUCAGCCCGGGACCCGGAGCCAUGUUCCGGCAGCCGCUGCUGUCCGCCGCGAGGACCGCGUCCAGGGCCGCGCGCGGAGCCGUGCGCGGGAAGGCGGCGCUUCAGGAAGCCGGUUCCUCCAGAGCACCUGAACGCCUCAGAGGCCUUCAAGGGACAUGUAGGAGGAUACACACCACCACACAGCUCUGCAACGUGAAGGAGGGGCGGCAGAACACGGAGGAGGAGGUGGGGGCCUUCACCAAGCUCAUCGAGGCCAUGGGCUUCACGGGGCCCCUCAAGUACAACAAAUGGAAGAUAAAGAUCGCCGCUCUGCGCAUGUACACCUGCUGCGUGGAGAGGAUCCACUACGACGACUUCUUUGACCGCUGCUGCCUCCCGGACACGCUGAACUCCUGGUUCCUGGUGGCCCAGCUGCACGUGUGGAUGUGUCUGGUGCGGAUGCGGCAGGAGGGCCGAGAGGGGAAGUACAUGUGUCAGUUCAUGGUCCACGCCAUGUGGGAGGACGUGGAGCAGAGGAGCAAGAUCAUGGGGAUCGACGCCCUCCACAGGAAGGAGGGCAUGAAGGCCAUGACGGAGACGUUCUACGCCGCCCUGUUUGGAUACGACGAGGGGAUCCUGUCCGACGACAGCGUGCUGGCUGCCGCGCUCUGGAGGAACCUGUUCAACUGUGAGUGUGAGGACCCCCAACAGCUGGAGCUCAUGGUGGGAUACGUACGCAAACAGGUGCAGUACGUUGAUUCUCUGGACGGAGACGACCUGCUUCUGACCGGAGAGGUGAAGUGGCGCCCCCUGGUGGAGGAGAACGCCCAGAGCAUCCUGAAGGUGGCCACGCCCACUUACAACGACACCGGGCUGUGAGGCCAGACGCCCCCUCCUCUUCAUCCUCUUCAUCCUCUCUUCUCACCCCCUCCUCUCUCCGUCAGAAGGAGAGAUUUUAAAUGUGUAGCCUUUCCUUUCUUCUCCUCUUCCUCAUAUUCUUCCUCUUCUUCCUCCUCCUCUUCUUCUGACACACACACACAGUGAACCAGCCAAUCCGACUGUAGGAACCUCCAAUGCUUCUUCAUUUUCUUCAUCCUCCUCGUCUUCCUCCUCGCUGUCGGUCUUGAGAGCCUCUUCCUCUUCUCUUCCUCCUCUCUUCCUUUCCUCUCCUCCUUUCUUCCCUCGCUCUGUGGAGAGAACAAGAAACUCUUAUUUAUGUUCCGCUGUAUUGAUAAAGUAUUUUGUAUACUCCAUGUUUACCCCCCCCCGAGGUCAUGUGACCUGAACAAACUGGUUCUCAGAAACAAUGAAAAACCUCACAGCCCCCCCUCUUUGUCUCUCUCUUUCUUUCUCUCUCUCUCCCCUCUCUCUCUCUCCUUCCUCUCUCUCUCCCCUCUCUCUCUCUCUCCUUCCUCUCUCUCUCCCCUCAAUCUCUCUCUCUCUUCUCUCUCUCUCUCUCCUUCCUCUCUCCUCUCUCUCUCCUUCCUCUCUCCUCUCUCUUCUCUCUCUCCUUCCUCUCUCUCUCCCCUCUCACUCUCUCUCUCCUUCCUUCCUCUCUCUCUCUCUCUCUCUCUCAGACCAAACAGGAAGUCGAGUUCUAAAACGCCGUCGCUGCAAUUCUAAAAUGAAAAUCUUGUUUUGUUUUUAAAGUGAAUAAUAAAUAAAUGUUAUGUUGAA
This is a messenger RNA of Pseudoliparis swirei, 1917 nucleotides long. RefSeq names its product ubiquinol-cytochrome-c reductase complex assembly factor 1 (gene uqcc1). Gene Ontology annotation, biological process: mitochondrial respiratory chain complex III assembly. NCBI's taxonomy places the organism in Eukaryota, Metazoa, Chordata, Actinopteri, Perciformes, Liparidae. Bases 283 to 1119 code for a protein of 278 amino acids. The transcript is spliced from 10 exons. The record is from RefSeq and is a predicted model, not a curated record. Gene Ontology annotation, cellular component: mitochondrion.